UGAAGAGUUUGAUUGACAGAUAACGUCACCACACCCAUUGACUGCCAUUUUGAAUGAAUUAGACACCAAUUCCAAUACCGCGACUGGUUUCCGUACGGCUGAAUGACCUGACCAUUGCAUGCUAGCUACGGAGGGAAGGAGACUGAGGUGAAUUGAGCUGCUAACAAACAGUGGAAUAAAGCACUUUAAUUGAGUUGCGGAGGAGACCGAUCGGAGAGAUAGUCGCUUUUCUUCUAAUCUUGCUAGUCAAACAAAAGUCGCCAUCAUGCCUCGUGGGCAGGUUGCAGUGCGUGUGACUACUAUGGAUGCGGAGCUGGAGUUUGCCAUUCAGCCAAACACUACAGGCAAACAGCUCUUUGAUCAGGUUGUUAAAACAAUAGGUCUGAGGGAAAUCUGGUUCUUCGGCUUGCAGUACAUCGAUUCUAAAGGUCUUAUUACAUGGCUGAAACUCAACAAAAAGGUAGUAGCACAAGAUCUGAGGAAAGACAACCCUCUACAGUUCAAAUUCAGAGUCAAAUUCUACCCAGAAGAAGUCACUGAAGAAUUGAUUCAAGAAGUCACACAGCGGUUGUUUUUCCUGCAAGUCAAGGAGGGUAUCUUGACAGACGAGGUCUACUGUCCUCCCGAGACAUCAGUCUUGCUUGCGUCCUACGCAGCACAGGCUAAACACGGUGACUAUGACCAUCCAAAGUGCAAGUUCACCGAAGAUUCCAACAUCCUACCCAAGAGAGUGACAGAACAACACAUGACAAAGGACCAGUGGCAUGAGCGUGUCUCAAAUUGGUACAAGGAACACAAAGGAAUGCUCAAGGAAGAGGCAAUGAUUGAGUACAUGAAGAUUGCACAAGAUCUGGAGAUGUAUGGAGUCAAUUACUUUGAAAUCAGGAACAAGAAGGGAACGGAUCUGUGGCUUGGAGUCGACGCCCUUGGAUUGAAUGUUUAUGAGAGGGACGACAAAUUGACACCGAAGAUUGGGUUCCCGUGGAGUGAAAUCCGUAACAUCUCAUUCAACGACAAGAAGUUCGUCAUCAAGCCCAUCGAGAAGAAAGCUCCUGACUUUGUGUUCUAUGCUUCUCGGUUGCGAAUCAACAAGCGAAUCCUUGCCCUCUGCAUGGGUAACCAUGAGCUCUACAUGCGCAGACGUAAACCAGACACCAUUGAGGUCCAGCAGAUGAAAGCACAGGCUAGAGACGACAAGGCUUCCAAGAGAGCAGAAAAGGAACAGCUAGCUGUUGAGAUGAAGAAGAGAGAGGAGGCAGAGAAGACAGCGAGAAUGUUAGAACAGAAGAUGCAGGAGAUGGAGGAUAUGGCAAGGAAAAAUAGAGAAGAGAUGCAAGUUAAGGAAGCGGAAGCAGCAGCCCUGGCAGAGGCGACCAGAAGGAGUCAGAUGGAGAGUGAAGAGGCUCAGCGCAAGAUGGCUGAAUUGGAACAGGAGAUCGGUCAAGCUACGGCCCAGAAAGAGAUGACCGCUCAUGAGAAAGAAGAGAUGGCCAUGAAGUUGGAGGAGCUGGCUGAAGAGAAGGAACGUUUGGCUAUGAGUAGAGAGGAUGCAGAGAGUCAACAGGCUGAUUUACAAGAGAAGUUGAGGUUAGCUGAGGAGGAGAAAGAGCGUAUGCAGAUGGAGUUCCUCGAGGCCCAGGAAGCCGCAGCGGUUGCUGCGUCUCAGGCCGUGGCUGAGGCUGCUGCUGCUGCUGAGAUCCCUACUGAUGAGAAGGACGAUGAAGAUCAAGGUGGAGAGCACGAGUUCACCAACGAACCUAUUCAGAACGAUCGCAAUGAAGAAAUGAGAGAUGCCUACCAGGGCAAGAGGAAUCUUCAAAACCAAUUGCAGGAUCUUGAAGAGGAGCUGAAAGCCUUGAAGGAUACCAAGAAGAUGACCCAGAAUGACGUGAUCCAUAUAAACAAUGUCCGAGCUGGCCGUGAUAAGUACCAGACUCUGAGGAACAUCCGAUCUGGUAACACCAGGCAACGUAUUGAUGUCUUUGAGAACAUCUAAACAAUCAACGUUAAUCAAAAUAGUACUCAGGAUGUAGCAGCACAGCAUUGGCAUGGAAGUAAUCUA
Messenger RNA from Strongylocentrotus purpuratus (purple sea urchin), 2062 nucleotides. RefSeq names its product moesin. NCBI's taxonomy places the organism in Eukaryota, Metazoa, Echinodermata, Echinoidea, Camarodonta, Strongylocentrotidae. Gene Ontology annotation, molecular function: actin binding; cell adhesion molecule binding. The record is from RefSeq and is a predicted model, not a curated record. Gene Ontology annotation, biological process: regulation of organelle assembly; positive regulation of protein localization to early endosome; positive regulation of early endosome to late endosome transport. Gene Ontology annotation, cellular component: cytoskeleton; apical part of cell; microvillus.